Molecule: messenger RNA, 1548 nt
Organism: Colias croceus (clouded yellow)
Lineage: Eukaryota; Metazoa; Arthropoda; Insecta; Lepidoptera; Pieridae
Exons: 10
Coding region: 183-1514 (443 amino acids)
Source: RefSeq, a predicted model, not a curated record
UCGUCGUGGAUGCUGCGACGGCCGCACCUGUCGCGCGACCCUACGCAAGACGCGACUCCACGCGCGAUGUUCGCGAUCGCAAUAUUGUGAAUCGUAUUGUUGUGUGUGUUGUGACAGUGACCGCAUAGUAGCCCCGGGGACACUCCGUGUACGCAGCCCGCUAACGAACCCUAGACGGGGCGAUGUUAAGUGCGGCCGUCACGGCGCUCGCGUGCCUCUGCCUGGCGCGCUCCUCGCCGGCCGAGCCGCACUCGUUGCGUGCGUACGCGCUCGCUGCUUACACUCCUAAGGAACUUACUAGUAUAUUAGCAAACAUCGACGAACGGUUACGUAUGUUGGACACCAUAAGCGCAGUGCAAGUAAAACAAGCGAGGCGACUCGACGUAAUACAAGAUAAACUGGAUCGCAUGGAAACCACGCUAUCGUUAAGGCUAGAAAGAGCACAAUUAGCGGCAGAACGGUUAGAACACAGACUCCACAUGUUACAAACAAGUGUGCAGGCCUCAAUAAAGGAAAGCAGCGAAAAAAUAGAGCGCAGUCAGAUAAAAAUUGCUGAAAUUGCACAAAAUAUUACCAACCAGAUCAGCUCGCAUACACACUAUUUAGAAAAGGUAAGCGGUGCAUACGCUGACACGUGGCGUCGAAGCCUCCUGUUAGAAUCCCUAAUGCGAGAUGGCAUGGCCCUUGUGAACGUGACCAGGCGGGAGUUAGCUGAUGGUCUACGAGCCCUCGCGCGGCGACAAAGAGACGCGCGACUAAACUCCGCAGAUUUAGAAGCAGCAUUCACAAGGAGACUUAAUGAUAAUACAUUUAAAAUCGACUUGAAGAUGCAAGAAGUACUUAACGCACAAAAGAGAUUUGUUGACUCCUGCCAGCGGGUUCAACUAGACGAUCCCACCCACGUCGCCGACGUUUUAGAUAAACUUAUUGAUUCCUUAAUAAAUAAGACUGCUUCAACAUUUCACGAGUUACAAAAUAUACAAACCACGAUGCGUAAUCACGACAACAAAGUUAUGAAAUUACUCAACAAUCGUCCUGUACAGACGGACGCAACAUGUAAGCGAUUGGAGAGCGUAUUUCGAAACGCAUCGCAAACAACCUUCAACGAAAAAGAGCUGCAGCAGCUUACAGAAAAGUUCAUAGGUCUAACCAAUCGUGCUGAUGCAGCGCUGCAGCGGUUGGAGGCGCGAAUGACAGACAACACGGAGGAGCAGGCUCCAGCGUCGGACGUCACCGCCGCGGCAGACAGAUUGUUUCAAAAGCUUCAAGGAAUAAAAAGUGAAAAGGAUUCCGAAGAAAACGACGACUGGGGCGACGAUGAGCAGGACGCGAGUUACUUCGACGAGAACAUGGACAACUUUAUGGACGAGGACCAGGAGAUACUCAACAGUUCCGCGGAAAAAUCCAAACCAAAGACUACGACAGAGAGCGCAGCCACUCGGCCGCCGCAUCGGAGACAUCUACACAAACAUCCAUAUGACCGCGGCCCUACUUGGAACAGUCCAGAACCAUAAUUAUAAGUUUGUGAUAUAAAAUCUUUAUGCCAUA